AUGGCACGAAUAGUAUGCAAAUACAGUUUGUUUAUUAUCUGGUUAGUUCUAAUCCUGCAGUAUUCUCUUUCCACUUGUGCUCACUCGAAAAAACUGUAUGAGAAUAAACCAUGUAAGAGAUUCGUGCUCUAUUACCAUGACAUUCUCUUCAAUGGUACUAAUAUCGCUAACGCCACUUCUGCUGCAACCACGAACUAUACCAGUCUUGGGAAUUUCAAGCAUGGGAUGCUUGUCGUCUUCGAUGAUCCCAUGACCAAAGACAACCACCUCUUAUCUACCCCAGUGGCUCGAGCACAAGGGUUUUACUUCUACGAUAUGAAGACAACGUAUAAUGCCUGGUUUUCUUACACGUUGAUUUUCAAUUCUACUGAACAUAAGGGUACACUUAACAUUAUGGGUGCAGAUAUGAUGAGUGAGGAGACCAGAGAUCUAUCGGUUGUCGGUGGCACGGGUGAUUUCUUUAUGGCACGAGGAAUUGCUACUUUUCGUACUGAUGUUGCUCAAGAUGAUUACUAUUUUCGACUUGAAAUGGAUAUCAAGCUGUACGAAUGUUAUUAGAUCAUCUUUCCGUUUCUAGAUUUGAAAAAUCAUCUUUCCGUUUCUAG
Messenger RNA from Cynara cardunculus var. scolymus (artichoke), 605 nucleotides. Its product is annotated as dirigent protein 5-like. The record is from RefSeq and is a predicted model, not a curated record. The transcript has a single exon. The coding region runs from base 1 to 558 and encodes 185 amino acids. Lineage: Eukaryota; Viridiplantae; Streptophyta; Magnoliopsida; Asterales; Asteraceae.